Molecule: messenger RNA, 1484 nt
Organism: Salvelinus sp. IW2-2015
Lineage: Eukaryota; Metazoa; Chordata; Actinopteri; Salmoniformes; Salmonidae
Product: extracellular calcium-sensing receptor-like
Exons: 1
Coding region: 1-732 (243 amino acids)
Biological process (GO): G protein-coupled receptor signaling pathway
Cellular component (GO): plasma membrane
Molecular function (GO): G protein-coupled receptor activity
Source: RefSeq, a predicted model, not a curated record
AUGAGAGGGAAGAGAGUGAUCAACAACUCUGAGCUGAGCUUCCUGCUUCUGCUGUCACUCAAACUCUGCUUCCUGUGCUCGCUGCUGUUCAUUGGCCGGCCCCGGCUGUGGACGUGUCAGCUGAGGCAUGCAGCAUUUGGUAUCAGCUUUGUUCUCUGUGUCUCCUGUAUACUGGUGAAGACAAUGGUGGUGCUGGCUGUGUUUAGGACCUCUAAGCCCGGGGGCAAUGCUAGCCUGAAGUGGUUUGGUGCUGGGCAGCAGAGAGGAACAGUCCUGGUUCUCACCUCAUUCCAGGCUGCUAUCUGCACAGCUUGGCUGGUUUCAGCCUCUCCAACUCCACACAAAAACACGCGCUACCAUAWUGAUAAGAUUGUAUAUGAGUGUGUGGUGGGGUCGGUAGCAGGGUUCGGAGCGUUGUUAGGCUACAUCGGCCUCCUGGCGUUCCUUAGCUUCCUCUUGGCCUUCCUGGCUAGGAAUCUUCCAGACAACUUCAACGAGGCCAAGUUCAUCACCUUCAGCAUGCUGAUCUUCUGUGCUGUGUGGAUCUCCUUCGUCCCUGCCUACGUCAGCUCUCCUGGGAUGUACGCAGAUGCUGUGGAGAUAUUCGCCAUCUUAGCUUCCAGCUUUGGCCUCCUGGUGGCUCUGUUCGGCCCAAAGUGUUACAUCAUCCUGCUGAGGCCAGAGAGGAACACCAAGAAGGCUCUGAUGGGCCGGGCCACAACCAAAACAUAGGGAGAAUCUCUAUUAAAUCUCUAAUUUAAUUUCCUUGAUUCCUCACGUCCUCUCUCCUGUCCUUCUUCUCAAAACCCAUUGGAUGAGAAGGUUAGGGGGAGCGGGAUAUCUAACCUUCUCAUUCAUUGGGUUUUGAAAAGGAGACCGAGGUAAGAGGACACGAGGAAUCAUAGAAAUGAAAUUGAGGUUCUCCCAUAGGCUCAAUACCAUAACAACAGUUUACAGUGGAUUCCUCUCCUUGUCUUCUUCACGUACUCUGUGCUGAUCUGAUAUGUGAACACUAGGUGGAGGUACWAUGCCUGCUAGGGAUUUGCUUCACACUCUUUCAUGCAAAGAAAGGAAAGGAGACAUGUAUAGUAACAGAGUAUGAUGGUCUCAAAUAGUUUGAAGUAGCUCCUUUUAGUUUCCAUUUCUGUUUGUAGUUUGAUGGCAUUAAAUCAAAUCAAAUCAAAGAGAUUUUAUCGUUCUGUUAGUACCCUAGUGAUGUGUAAUUGAUUAUAAUUAUGAUGUUCUGUGACUAAAUAUUAAUCACAUAAUAAAUGAUUUCUUUCCUUGGGCUGUUAAGUAGGCUUUAGAUUGAUUUCAUGUGUCUGUGUGCGUGGCUUUAAUCUUCUAAGGGAUAGGUUAUCCCCYAUGAGUGGGUUUCUGCAUCGAAAAGCUUUCGAUUGUAUCAUCACAUGGUGUGGAACAUCAUAACUUCCCUGUUCCUUCUAAAGGAUUCUGCUGCCACACUCAUUCACCAAUUAAUUAAU